UAAAAUGACGAUGGUGACCAGAUGAACCCAGAGGAUCUAGGGCUUCACAUCGCUUCGAUCUCUCUCUCUCUCGUCAUCUCUUCGACGGAUUUAACACGCACAAGUUUCCUCUCUCUGGAUUUUGAUAACUUCAUCAUCUUCUCCUCUUCAAUUCUACACCUCCGAUAUUCAAAAGUUUUUCUGAGAAAUUAGGGUAGAACGAUGAUUGAUUCAAUCUAAAAGAAUAAUUAUUGGGAUUUUAAAGGGUAAUUGGACCUUCCCGAAUCAAUUUUCCUUUGAAAAAAAGAAAGAAUAUUAGAUUGAAAAGAAGUGAGCUUCUGUAACUAUGCGGGCAUUGCACAAAUCGAAAAGGGUAUCGUGGCCACCAGAUUUUAAACUUUGUCAGGGGCUAAUCCUGAGAUACAUCCAGUUCUAUCAUGGGAUGGUCAGCUUUAACCCACUUACUCAUGAGAUCAGUGUUGUCAAGUAGUCUGUGGUGAGGUAUGCAAGAGAACGAACCAAGAGGAAUGGUGAUGUCCAAAGAGUUUUGGCUCUCUUCAACACGUAUUCGGCUUUUACACACUUUCGAAUGCUGUCAUUUGCAACCUUUUUGCUAAGAUAGCUUGGAGAUGAUUCAUCAUCCCGCUAAGUUGCAUAUUGGUAGGGAGGUGGAGGAUGAGGAAUCUUCAGGGAGGAAUGUCACAAUUUUCCAUGUAUACAUUAGUUAGGCUGUCCUAGAUUAUGAGGCCCCUUAUCUUAUACAUUACCACAUUGAUUUUUUUUCAAACAACCAAGAAUCUUGUAAUUUGUUAAUGGUGACAAGCCCUUGUUGACUUUCUCUGGAUUAUAUGUUUGAGAUAACUGGUCCAAUGGUACGGCUGUUCAUAUCAGAAGAUUCACCUUCGCAAGUUGGAUCAGAAUCUCAAGAUCACCUACAAGCAAAGUCAUCAUGCGCUUCACAUCCAAGUGAUGAUAAUCUGCCACCUGGUUUCGGUGGAAGUCUUUCUCCAAAUGAGUCACAGAUUAAGUUAUCAGACAUCCCAGUAAUAAAGUGGAAAUGCUCUGUCCGGAUUCUGUUUGAUGAGGAAUUGAGAGUGGCUGCAGGGGACGAAAGCAAAGAAGUAGAGGCGCAAAAUCAGAGGGAAUUGAGAGUGCUUGAAGCAUUUUAUCCGGGGGCAUCAGCUAUUCCCACAAACCCUGCGGUUCCAGCUGAUGUUGAGAACUCGGAUCGUGAUGACCAGCAAACCAUUGUCAUACCCAUUCUACCUGUAGAAGAUGAUGACACAACGACGGAUUCAGCAUCUGAUUUCUCAACCCAAUCUGGCGUGGAUGUGGGAACAGCGCCAUCAAUAACAGAUGAGAAUCAAUCAUCCGCUUCAACCUUCCCUGCAGGGUCAGAAAUAAUGGCUGCAUUAUCUGCAAUCUCAAACAGCAAAGAACAAGGCUGCAGCAUGAUCGACCAAGAUUUGCUCAUCAAAAUCUUAAGCAACCCUAAGUUGGUCGAGAAUCUUGUUGCAAAUUGUGGCGGUGCAGGUUCAGUGUCCUCCAACGCAAGUAGCCUCUACCCAUCUUCAACGCCUGAAGCCAAUGGAGUAGUAACCACAACACCUGCGUGUUCAAACGGACAAUAUUACCCUCAGCCAACGGUAACUCAUAUUCCUCCCAUGGUGUAUCACCCUCCAGCUCCUUCAGAUCAACCCAACUAUGGAGCACCACCAGCAAGAGAUGCUAGUUAUUACAAGAGCCUGAUUCAGCAACAUGGCGGGGAAAGACAAGAGACUCCGCAAGCUCAACAACAUCUUGGUUAUCGUUAUAAUCUCCAACCUGGAGGAGGACCAAACCCUGAGAUGGUAAAUAGCAAUAAUAAUAACCAGAGGCCCAGGGAUUCAAAACCCAAGAUUAUGAAGCCUUGCUUGUACUUCAACACCACCAGGGGUUGUCGCCAUGGAGCAAACUGUUCAUACCAGCACGAUGCUACAGCUUACCAGCCAAGGAAUAUCAACAAUUCUGAGAUGCCAAGUGCAAAAAGAAUGAGAUUUGACAGGGACUGAAGCAUAAUUAGCGUAUCCCACCAGAGUUGUGCUCACGUUAAAAUUCUAAGAAAUAUGGGCCUAGGGUCUCAAAUUUUUGAGAAAAACUUGAGAACCUUUUCUUUGCAAUAUUUACACAUACAUAUUUGUCUUUAGUUUUUUAAUUUGUUUUUAGUAGGUUCAAUAUUAUUUGGUUAGCAGUUCUA
Eutrema salsugineum is the source of this 2215-nucleotide messenger RNA. RefSeq names its product zinc finger CCCH domain-containing protein 6. Gene Ontology annotation, molecular function: metal ion binding. Bases 828 to 2030 code for a protein of 400 amino acids. The transcript has 5 exons. The record is from RefSeq and is a predicted model, not a curated record. Lineage: Eukaryota; Viridiplantae; Streptophyta; Magnoliopsida; Brassicales; Brassicaceae.